Mycena citricolor is the source of this 1583-nucleotide messenger RNA. The record is from the annotation of a GenBank genome assembly. NCBI's taxonomy places the organism in Eukaryota, Fungi, Basidiomycota, Agaricomycetes, Agaricales, Mycenaceae.
GACACGGACAUGCUCCACCGGAAAUCCGGUGUCGCCUUGCCUUUGGCCUUGUCGACACUGCGGUGUCAAUGAAUGAUAUAAAAGCCGGGAUAGAACUGAGUGACAAUAUUCAUUCCCCUCUCGAUCUAACGAAUCCGCUCUCUACCACAAUGCAACGCCCCGUCGUAAACGAACUCUUGUCCACCGCGACUCAACCGCUGGUCAGGCCCUCCGCCAACGCGAAGACCAUCCUCGUCGUCGGUGCGGGCGUGAUCGGCCUCAGCACCGCUUGGGCGCUCCUCGAUCGCGGCUUCAAAGUCAAGAUCGCAGCUCUUGACUUUCCUUCACACGACGGCAAGCGCAUCACGUCCCUUAUCUCGGGCGCUCUGUGGGAGUACCCGCCCGCGGUGUGCGGCCACCACGGCGGGGGGAGCGCCAACUCGGACGACGCGCGCCGCUCGAUGAUCAGCUACCACUUCUUCCACAAUCUGUCGCAGGACGCCGUGAAUGCGAAGCAGUUCGGGGUCAAAAUGCGCCGCACUGUGUUCUUCUUCAAGACGCCCGUGCUCUCCGACCCCGCGCAGGUCGAGAAGCGCGCAAACAUCCGCGUAUCGGGCGUGAUCGGCUUCGACCAUCCUCUCGCCGACGAAACGGGGCGCAAUGAGCUCCUACGCGAGUUCGACGUUCCGAUGGAGUAUGUCGAUGCAUAUACGCUGUCAUCGCCCGUCAUCGACACCGAUUCCGCGCUGAUGUCGAUGCUCAAGCUUGUCCGCAUCAAGGGCGCCGAGAUCAUCCAUCUCGACCAGCCCAUCUCGUUCUUGCCGCUCGUCGAUGGCAAGCCGAUGGAGCUUGACCCGUCGCAGGACGGGAAGGCGUUCGCGGAUGGCAAAGAUCUUUGCGUGCAGUACAAUGUCGACGCCGUGGUCAAUGCGACAGGUCUGGGGUCGAAGGACUCUGUCGGGGACAAGGAGGUGUAUGGGCUCCAGGGGGCCGUCAUCCGACUUGAGAAUGACUGGAAAAAGUUCCACCAGCUGCAAGAAGCGCUCGUCGUCAGUGCCACCGAGUCCGACCCGUUCAAAGAGACCAAAUUCAUCUUCAUCGUCCCUCGCAACGACAAUACAGCGAUCCUCGGCGGCUUCACGAAACCACUACUCAAGGACGAAAAGGAAGAGUACUACGAGGUCGAGCACGAGGAGAUCAUCAACCUCCGCGAGCGCUGCAACCACUUCAUGCGCGGGGCGCACGACCUGAACGGGAUCCACAAUGGGGAGAUGAACUCGGGGUAUCCGCUCGCGCAGGGCACGCGCCCUGGACGCGCCGAGGUGUGCCUCGAGCGCAACGGGCGUCUGGUCCACAACUUUGGGUGCGCCGAUUCUCUCUGCUCUCUCUCUCCCUCUCGUUGGUGUGUUCGUACUGAUGGACACGAACCAGACAUGCGGGGAGCGGCUGGAGUCUGUCGAUCGGGUGUGCACUGGAGGCAGUCGGCCACGUCCAGGAUGCGUGUGGGAUGUAGAAUCAGUAUCUGUGCACAGCGAGCUGUGCCAUCGGUGAAAGAGCAAAACCCGGUUGAGGCCUCGACCACGUUUCUUCAAGUGUCUCAUUAG